This is a messenger RNA of Ochlerotatus camptorhynchus, 6620 nucleotides long. RefSeq names its product phosphofurin acidic cluster sorting protein KrT95D (gene KrT95D). The transcript is spliced from 11 exons. Lineage: Eukaryota; Metazoa; Arthropoda; Insecta; Diptera; Culicidae. Gene Ontology annotation, biological process: protein localization to plasma membrane. Bases 1094 to 4060 code for a protein of 988 amino acids. The record is from RefSeq and is a predicted model, not a curated record.
AAAGGCAGCAAACUGGUUGGUAGUCUGUGGUCAUUCAUAAGUAGUCGAAUUUCCUUUGUGUACGGACGGAUGUGUUUUGUUGUCGGGAAUCGAGCGAGUUCAGGCUGCUAGCACCGAGAUUGGUUUGGAGGAACCCCUUCUUGGCCGUUUUGUGUGAGAUUUGUGAAGAAUCAACUGCUGAAUAGUUGCGCGAUUUGUUUUUCGUGAAAGUGAUGCUGAUGUAUGUGACGAAAAUUUUAUUUUAUGCAAGCUUUUGGUAGAAUGCUCAAAUUUAUUCGCAUUUGGAGGAUGGUUUCUUGGGUUCGGCAACAGGAAAAUAAUUAAAUUGCUGUCUGCUGUGGAAAACGAAGAAGAAAAAGAAGCCCGACAAGAUGAUCCCCCUGUGUAUGUGAAAAAGUGUUAAAACGAAGAAGAGCUUGACGAAAAAGUGUUUGAGAAAAGAGAAAAUUAUUGCUGAUGAUUUCAAAAUUAUCACUGUGAUAAGGGAGAAAAGUGGCAUGAAACGUAAUUGAAUUGCGAUUGAAAAAGCAAAAGUAGAAAAAAUGGUGUAAUAAGAGAGUGAAAAGAAAUUGCGCCACCGCCUUUUUUUCUGCAUCGAGUUCGAGAGGGAGGUUGAAGAUUUCAGAUCCCUUCUAGCAGCUGCCCUUUUGGGAAUGUACAGUAGAAGUGGGCAUUGAAAGGAAGUGCUGGUUCCCUGGCUGAUUUUUGCAGAUUGGAAAGGCAUUAUUUACAGCGCCAUUAAUGAUGGGUCCUCCUCCUAUCGGUGUACGCCCAUAGAAAGUAGAUAAGCGAUAAGCGUCCAUUGCGUCGUGUAUCGGCCUCCGUGUGUGUAUAUAGUGGUAGUAGAAAGGAAGUGCAGAAUCAUUUGCAAAUAUUAAGUAAAUCUCGGUUCUCGGUCAAUAAUUAUUGAGGUGGAAAUAAAUAUCAUCGUAGUGUAUAGGUCGCUUGCCAUAGUGUUUCGCUACCAACGCCGCCAUAGGCUGUCGCUGUAUUCGUGUCCUAUAAAUAUAAAAAAAAAGUCCUAGCAGACAGAAAAGCGCAAAUAGAGAAAAAUCUUCGCCAGAUAAACAGGAUUACAAAAAUUGCCUGCAAAAUGACCGACAAAAUCACCAAGUUUGAAAGGAUGGCCAUGACGAAGCCGGUUCCAAUGAAGCUCUUCGCUGCAUGGGAAGUGGACCGUACACCAUCCAAUUGCAUUCCAAGACUGUGCUCCCUGACGAUAACGCGCCUCUCAUUGCUCACACCACUGCCGCCCGAUCUCACAUCACUGUCGCUAGCGGUGAAAAUGCAGAGUUCCAAACGAACGCUUCGUUCACAUGAGAUUCCAGUACCACAAUCAUUGAGCACUGGCUACGGAAGCACUAUCAGUAGCGGAAAUAUGGGUGGAAGUGUACCGGGUGUGAUAGGCCAAGGGGGCCAGCUCAAUUCACCACCUCUGCUGGAAACAGAACUUGAUCUCCAUUUUAGCCUGCAAUAUCCUCACUUUAUUAAGCGUGAUGGCAACAGAUUGUUGAUUCUGUUGCAACGACGAAAGAAGUAUAAAACUCGUACUAUAUUAGGUUAUAAAACGCUGGCCGAAGGUGUGAUCCGAAUGGAUGCUGUCCUACAGAAGUCAAUGGACAUGACGGUAGAACUGAAUGGAUCCGGUAAGGCAGGUCGCCAGGGGCUUACGAUAGCUACUCUACGUGCCACACAAGUCUCUUCCAUUCCAGUGGAUCAAGACAAUAAGAAUAAUAACAGUCUGCUAGUAACAGACCGCGUAAAUGAGUAUUCCGAUGAAGACGAAGAGCAGGAAUUUAGUUCCGGAGAUGAUAACGAUGAUGGUUUAUCCGGGUAUGCAGCGAAAAGGAAUUAUGCUGGAAAGCGAGACCAGUAUAAAAAAUUUGAUCGAGGAGAUAAUGAUGGCGAAGGGGAUGAUGGAAACUUGUUGCCCUCGAAUCAGGUGGACAGUGAUAGCGAUUUCGAAAAUCUAGGCGGAAAAGAUAAAGGAUCUCGAGCUAAAAUGAGUCGGCAACGCAAUUUCAAACAACGUAUCAUAUCACUGUUGAAGCGAUUCAAAGUUCCUGACGAACUGGAAGGAGAUGUACAGGAACGAGGUCAAUCGUUGAGGGGAAAACGAGAUUUGGAUGCCCUGUUCCAAGAGCUAGAAUCUUUGUCCUGUGGCGAGGGCGAUGAUUCCGGUCAGGAUAUGGACAGUGUAUCAAUCGGCUCUACACCAAAGCCAUCUUUAAGGCCAUUUUUCGAAAAUCCAAAACCUACUUUGCAACAUCAGCAGUCAGCAGCUCAGCUGAGUUCUCUACAGAAAAGCACUAGAGAUUAUAUGCCAGAAAAGAAAACCAUUUUAGAGAAGCGUGACUCACUCGCCGAAAAGAAAAGCAAUUCCGUAACAGUUGCCAAUAAUCUAAAUAACAGUAUGAACAUCAACAAUAUCAGUAAUAACAAUCAUACUAGCAAUUACAGUAACAGUUUGAGUAACAACCAAGACCGCUCUGGCGACUGGAAAAACGACAGUUCCGGUAAUGAAGGUGGUGCCGGAAAUACUGAUCCGGAAGCACUGUCAUCGGAUCCCCAGAACACCGGUAGUCCACCGAAGGAGAAGGAGCCAACAACUGUGGAGAAGAAAAAUCGUCUAUUUCGCACCAGUAGUAGCACUCCCAACAGUGCCAAAAAGCAGAAGCAGUCUCUUAGCUUUUCAUCCGGUGAUCAACCGAAAACAUCUCUCGAAACCUGUCUUUCGCCAACGAAUGUAGAACCCCGCAAGUCACUCCUGGAACAACUAUCACGUAUUUUCACUACCGAGGAAUCGCAACUGCCAGAUGUGGUUACAAUCAUUGGACCACCGGAAGCCAGCAGCAGUUCCUCGCUUACACCACGACUAGUGUCACUCAUAUCAUCCACCUUUCGACCGACAUUCUCUCCAAACAACACGGCUGAGGUGAAAGCAAUCACACAAGCACUGAUGAACAAAAUUCAGAAAUACUGCAACUCGACAGCUAAACCACCAACAACUGUGAAAGUACUGUUGGUAGGUGGUGACUGGCUGCAGGGUGCCGUGCUGCGUCAUUAUGUUGAGCUUUUGGGAAUUCGUCCCCCGGAUUGGGUAAACCAUAUCAGAUUCUAUAUUGUCCCUAUAGGUUCUUGCGGAGUAGCACGGUAUCUUAGUGUGAUUGACUCAAGCUAUUCGAAUAUGUUUGGAACGGAAAACUGGCAACAGAUCUGUGACCGAGCAGCGAACCUAGAGAGCGCACAAUCGAAAAUCGAAUCAGCCGAGAUAAUUAGCCGAAUACAGCGAUACUUGCAUUCUAGUGGACCCUGUACACAAGUUCCUAUCGCAGAAGCAAUGGUUAACUAUCGGGACGAGGAUUCAUGCCAAAUAUUUGUUCCGUUCAUAAGUGAUGUCAGGAUAGGAUGCCUGGAGGCACCACAACUUUCGUUAGAUUUGGAAGAAACCAUGACACUUAGUUCACAGCCAAGCUCGGAUCGAGUGCUAUCAAGCUCACCGCCACAAAGUGGACGAGCCUCACCUCCAGCACCACUUACACCAGCUUCAAUUGUGCAGCAUCAAUCGAGUAGUAGUGGUGGUCCACAGGAAUCUUUGGAACUACAGGUGGAUUACUGGCCACUGGGUCGACCUAUUUUGGAUGCAAAGGAUAAAUCUUUAAGCAAGGGUCAAGAUCCAUCAGGCAAAAACAGUAUUAAGAGCACCUUCAGACAUUUGCAGGUUUGGAGAUUGCCACUUGCUCCUAUAAAUGGCGAGUAUACGAACGGCUUAACACUGAGCUAUGCUACCAAGGAGAAGAAGCAAAAGAGCGUUAUGCGACUUGGCAAGAAAAAAGAAAAAGAUCGCGAUGCUGAAAAAGAACAGUGUGUCGAAGGCGUCGCUAGGCUAAUCUGUUCGCCGAAACAGUCCCAUCCAGUUCCUUUGCGAGUGUACAUCGACGGCACCGAGUGGACCGGGGUAAAGUUCUUCCAGCUUUCAUCCCAAUGGCAGACACAUAUCAAAAAUUUCCCAAUCGCUUUGGUCGGAGCUCCGUUGGCUCCGGCCGAAAUGUUAACCUAGUCAGCUUCAUCAUCCACUGCAAUGAAGGUUGUAGCUAGAUCUACCACGAUGGCACCAGGUCCCGCCGUUGUGACAGCUCUAUCACCACCAGCGUCGCAGGGAUUAUCAUCCACUACCGUAUCGCAAUCUUCGACUAUUGGUAAGUCUGGUAAAAUUCGCUGCUCCUCUACUACGUUCGCCAUCACGGGGGCUGCUAAUAAUAGUAAUAAUGUUAGUAAUACUGGUAGCAAAAUGUCUGUCACUUCUCGGGCUUCUCUAAGCAGUUCCUCCCGAAUUUUGAGACCCCGCAGUUGGGCUGCGGCUAGCCGAUCUCGCUGCGACUAAAUAGAAUUGUUUAGUGCAAGCACUACUACUUAGUAUCAACAAAAUUGAAUGUUUUGUGUAACGUUACGCUACCGUAAGGCUGUUUAGUAGAAAAAAUUUGAAGUCAAUUUACAAUGGGUACGCUCAAAAAUGUGCGACUACUUUAGAAUGGCGCCUAGCUAGCGAGCAACGUUAUGUAUUUUGUUUCCUACCUACUUUGGCUUGUAAUUUGGUUGUUUCAGAAAGGGUAAUACAAGCAUUUAUUUCGCCAUUAUAAUAGUUUUCAAUUGAAAUAUAAUUGUUUGAUCAGCUUUACGCUUGUUGUCUAUUAUACAUUGGUAGUUUAUUUAUUAAAAUUCCAAAAUGUCAACGUUUUCAAAGCAUGUUUUGGUCAUGACUAUAGUAUAUCUGAUGCUACUAUAAUAAAAAAAAAUAGUUGAAUCACCGUGAUACAAGUUACUCAAAUUCGGGAACAAACGGGAAUAUCAAUAUUAUAUGCAGUAUUUUUCCUCUGUAUUGUUAUUUAUUUUUAUGCACUAUUUUAACCUAUUAAAGCAGGUUUACAGAGCUUGGUGCUCAACGAAAAUGAAAUUAUUCUGAGCUCGUAUGGUGGAUCAUAUCUGUUAUUGAACCUUAACCACCCUAACAUCAUAACAUACUGCCUGGUUUAAGUUAGGGAGGUAAAUUUAUAAAAAUGAUUACAAAAGUGCCCGACACCAAACCCCUUUUUUUUAAUUUUGCACAACUAGGGGUGCUCUCGCAAUUCAUUGGAUGAUUACACAAGUCGCGUUAAUUCCAUAUUUUUUUAAAAUUUCUAUAAUUUUGUAUUAUUUUUUAUGGAAAUUUCUCUGGACAUGUAAUUUUCUCCUGAUUUUACAAAACGAAUCUAAGAGACGUGUUACAGGUGAAAGUCACCUUAAGUUUAACGCAAAAACGAAGCGUUGAUUUUUAGCAGUGUGGAAACAGUUUCAUUUACAUUUUUUCCCUGUUAUUUUUUUCGUAAUGCUAUGUAUCUAUGAUGAGAUAUGAAUAUUCCUCUGACUUCAUAUUACCACAAUUCGAUUGCACCAUUGGACAGAUAUGCGACAACCAGCAUUGAACAGAAGUGAUAAAAGAAAAACCUUUACUGCCCAUAAUCAAGUCAGUCCCAUCUGUAAAAAACUAUAAUAGGAAAGCCAUCAUGACCAAAACUGCCUUGCAUGCUGAACAGCGUCAUCAUUUACCCUUUCUGGAAUACUCGCCUAAAAGUUUGUUAGACAUUCGCAUAUUGAUACGAGCGUGGCUGAGAUUGUUUCGAUUUGUGAGAACAUAAAUUCUUUCAAUUGUGAUAUAAAUAAAAACAAGUAGAGAAAGUGAGACAUUAGAUUCAUGGCCUCAGCUGCUAAUCUUUCAACAUUGUGAAAGCUAGUCUCUCAUAUUUAGCAAGUGUUACGAAAAUUAAACGAAUACUAAACAGAAAUCAAUUUGACUGAUAGUGUUUUGAGCACGCACUGGAAGGUUAGCUAAGCCUACUUGAAAACAAUAAAUAAAUAAUGACAUAGAAGUAUUUAACCAUUGUGAAUUCGCCAGGGUAUUAACCUGGGAGGGAGAUCCAGACUCGAAUAUGUCACGAUCUGUCAUCGGCCAUGCCAAACAGUUUGGUAAUGCUUUCCCUACAAGAAUAUAGAUAGCGGUAUUGAUAUCUUGCGUUAUUCAAUGGAACAUCGUUUUUUAGUUUAAUUCAUUGAACAAAUCAUAUGAAAGAUACCAUUUAUCGAUGUUUUUGUCAAUAUCUUUGGUGGCAUAAUAAAAUGCAAAUCAGAAAAGUCAAACAAUCACUAACGCGUAAAGAAAAUCAACAAAGGCUAGCUAUGAAAUGAGUUUCGUAUGUGCUAUCUGUGUCUCCCUCCCAGGUAUUAACUAUUCGUGUUGUAUUGCAGGAAAAUGAAGUUAAUGUUGUUCCCACAAAUGUGUAUAUACUUAUCAUAUCCUGUUUCUACCUUACCAGUGCUCCUGAUCUAUCAAUCAUGCAAUUAACGCUAGGAAUAAUUCCUAGCGGAAUACUUAUCCAUUGUUCAACAAAGCAUCACAGCAUUAGUUACAUAAUCAAUACUGGUAUAAAAUACAAGCAAUGAGUCAAUUGUUUUUCUCCUUGCAAGAAAAUGUAACUAAUACACACAUCUAACGAGUACUACUACACUGCUGUGUCCUCUAGCCCAUAUAAUAUCUUACAUGUAGGAACGAUUCGUAUGCUCAUUAUCUAAGGCAAUUGAUAGAA